Molecule: messenger RNA, 2181 nt
Organism: Achroia grisella
Lineage: Eukaryota; Metazoa; Arthropoda; Insecta; Lepidoptera; Pyralidae
Exons: 7
Coding region: 1-2181 (726 amino acids)
Biological process (GO): proteolysis
Molecular function (GO): serine-type endopeptidase activity
Source: RefSeq, a predicted model, not a curated record
AUGUCGAUAUCAAUAAUUGUCUGUUUAAUUUGGAAUAGUCAUCAAAUAGUAGGACUUACUGAAUUACCAACAGUCGAAGAUAAUAAUAUAUUGACGUCAGAAAAGAUAAUACAAGAAACGACAGACAAACUCUUCUCUUUUCUAAAAUCGAAACAGGGCAGAUCUUUUGUCCAUAAACAUCUAGUAUCACGUAGUUUGGAGGACUACGCAAAUUUGAAAAAAAUAUCAAAACUAACCAGAGUUGAUAAAAAUAUAAACAAUGAAACAGCAAAUUUUAUGACUAUAUUAAAUGAGCUAUUAAACGAGGAUCCGGGCGCAAUUGUUAGUGAUGCUGAAAACGAAGAUGUUGUAAACCAUAUUCAUGUAUUUCUUGACACUCUUAAAUAUUAUAAGGAUAUUUAUGGGGCUAAUAAACCAAAUUUACACAUUAAUGAUAAAAUAAUACAGCAUCUGAAACACCGUGAUGUGCCAUGUAAUCUUACAGAAGUUAAUAAAUUAAAUUCAUUAGAAUCUUCAGAAAAUGAAACUUUCACCGAUGAAAGUGAAUUUUGGGAGCCGAGUGGUCGUCGUAUUUACAUGGGCCACAGAACUAAAAUCAAAUAUUUUCCAUUCAUGGCUAGCAUUCAGAUCUUCAACAAGUUUCAAUGUGGUGGCUCAAUCAUCAAGUCAGACCUCGUUAUAACUGCCGCCUCCUGUCUACAAUUGGCUUGGAAUAACCGCUUUUUCCGUGAGAAUCCAGCCUUUCUCUCCGUUAGAGUCGGCAGCAGUUUCUACAGCGGUGGCGGAGAGAAUAUCCCAGUCCUGGAAGUCUACUUUCACCCCGAGUACAACCCUAGAAACUUGCGUAACAACAUAUGUGUACUGCGUCUGAUGAGGAAGUUAAAGUUUAAAAGAAGAGGUAAGAAGAGGGUAAAGAAGAUAGACAUUGAUAGAAAAGCAUAUAGUCUACCAUUGACGACUAAUGGCAUUACAAUUGUUGGAUGGGGAGCUAAACGUUCUAGUAACAUUUUGAAUGAUCCCUGGACUAAUAUAAUGUCGUUUGACGUCUUGGAUGUAUACCCUUUGGAUGAAUGCCAAGAUAUAUAUUCCAGUGAAUAUGUUACAAAGAAGCAUUUUUGUGCAGGAUUUGUGUCUAAAGGAGGCGGUGCGUGUAACCGUGAUGUUGGUGGUCCAGGGAUUGUGAAUGGACUUCUAACGGGUAUAAUUAGUUUUGGAUCUCCAGUGUGCGGCACACCAGACGCACCAACCGUCUUCACCAAGAUCGGUCACUAUAGCGACUGGAUAGAAGAAAUCAUGGAGCAGGAUGUACCCUACAUCAAGAAAAGAACAACUCUCAAGCUUUAUACUGACCCUUCCACAAGACCUAUACACUAUACGCUUGCACCUACCACCUUUAAAAUAGAUCCUAUCGAGGGUGCAAUAAACCCUAUACCCAUAACUGAUAGAGAAGUUUUAAGAAAUUUAAAUGAUAACGGUCUAUUUAAUGAAUUCCUUCUGAGCAUGUUCGGAAGCAAAGAAGUGGAGGAAUACCAAGAAUUGUUCAGGAAUGCUAAAGAAAACAACAACAAACGAGAAGUAUCCGCUAAGAAAAACACUGUUGACGACUUUAAAGCAGAAACUGUUAUUGAUACAGCUACUGAAAUUGGUAUACUUAAUAAGGAUAAGCCAGGAGUUAAAUCAGGAGCAGUACAGGUUAAAAUGGCGACUGGAAUCGGCAUAGUGGAACCGGACAGUGACGAACCGGUUACAAAAACUUUAAAGGGUUAUACCGUUUUGGAGAAUGAAGACUUGGAAAAGCAGAUGGAACAAGAUAUAGGUAAAUUAAUAAACAAUAUUGAUAUGAAGGAAAUUGCAGGUGAAGUUAAAACUGGAACUGAGGAUGUAGAUGAAAAAUCAUUGAUUAAUUUGUUGAAACAUAAACGCCAAAACGGUAAAUGGAAAGAUCUACAUGAUGAUUCUGUAUUGAAUUUAUUGUAUCUUUCUGACAGUGAAAAAAAGAAACAUAAUUUCGAUUCCAGUGACAAUAAUGAUAAUGUCCAAGUUGGUCUAAGUAUACCAACAGACUCGUUUAAAGAUAUCACGUAUAGAAAUAAUGAAACAUUCAAUGUCUAUGAAUUUUUAUCGAAAAAUGAAUUGUAUGAUUUAUUGUCGAAGGAAAUUGAUGCACAAACUAAAAUAUAA